CUGCAGUGAUAUACUUACCCUCGAAUAUAUCGUCGUGUAGGCUUCUGCAGAGAACAGACCAUUUAUAAAGGAAAAUAUCCCAACACUGCAUUUUAUUCAGUCCAAACUAGCACAUGGCAACCCAUAAUUUAGCUUGACAGACCUUGGCCUCAUCAAGUACUUUUCUGCUAAUUACAUUGUCAAAACCUGUGAAGGUGACAUUAAGCAGAGGUGGAAAUUCAAAGUUAUGCUCCCAUGGAUGUUGUGCAAGGGCCUUCAGCAAAGCAUUUGACAAGGUGUCACAUGGCAGCUUGGUCUCGAUGAUCAGGUUCCACGCUGUCCGGAGAGAGCAAAUUGGAUGUAUUCAAAAUUAGCUUCAAGGUAGCAAGCAAAGAGUGGUGGUUGAAGAUUUCUCCUCGCAAUGGAGGCGUGUAAUUAGCAGUAUUUUAUAGCAAUGAUUUGGAUGCGGUUGCACAAGGAUUACUUGACUGGUAAGUUCGCAGAAUGCACAACCUUAGUAUUUGUUGUUCACAGAGAAGAUUAUCGUAGCAUCUAGGGGAUCUAAAUGGACAGGGUCUGGUAAAGAGAUUGCAAACCCAAUCUGAUCAGCAGCGGAUUCAUGCAGAUGUUGGGGAUCAUGUGGACGAAACAGCCAGAGGAAGUGGAUGAGGCAGGUGCAGUUCCAUAAAUCAAAAAGCAGUUGGGGUGUGUAGAUGGAGUGAAGAGGCCAGAAGGGAGAUGGCCCUAUCACAGGAAAUCCUGACCAUCUCAGAGGGCACUGUGGUUGGCAUUGUGUCGUUGGGCUGAACGCUCUGAAUUUGCAUUUUCUUGCUCUGUGACUCUGUCAGUAGAUGCGCCAGGUACCAGUGGACAGAUAUGGUGUGGAAGUGGUUACUAACAGGGAAUGUUUGGUCCCCAUGCCAAAUGCUACAAGGGAUGGAAAUACUGUCAUAUUUGCAAAGCAGUCGUACUCUCCGACUCACUGUCUGCUUGUUGUGAAAUUUAGAGCCUCACCAGCAGGUGGAGCUGUCCUGCAGAGCGACCAAAGUGUAAACAAGACGACGACAAUCAACAAUCGUCAGUCAGAAUCAGAAUGGACAAAGUUUGGAACGUAUGGAAGAGGAUGUUACCAGGCGGAUCAUCGAGGGAAGAUGAUCGGGACAAGGGAAGCAAGGUACCAGCGCAGGGUCAGAUUGAGAGCGGUGUCCCAAUGGAAUCCGGUCCGGCCGCAGAGAAGGAGGAGAAAAUUCAGCCCAGAGACAGUGACGUCAGGGACACUGAUCCGGACCCUGGAACCGGCACAAGUGAGGCGACUAUCUGUCAGCCCAGAGACAGUGACGUCAGAGACACCGAUCAGGACCCUGGAACCGGCACAAGUGAGGCGACUGCCUGUCAGCUCGGAAGCUCAUUGAACAGAGGACUGCCAAGUCCCAAAGAAGGAUCGGAGCCAGAGUUUACAAUCUCUGAACUCCUGGCAGAAGGGGAGGAAUAUCGACUGUACCAACUGACAAAGUUCUACAGGGACAGACUCAAACAAGCAAUUGAAGAAAAGGUUGAGAGACUGGGUUGGAUGUUGACAAAGGAGGGACAUUUCAGUAGAGAAGAAAAUGAGAAAGUCACUGAGCUGACAGAGAAGGGAAACCGGGCAGAGAGUUCCAGACUCUUCCUCAGUCUGGUGAAUGGCAAAGGCUCCCGGGCCCGGAGGGCGAUGUGGGAAUCUUUUCUGAUGUGGAGGACUGAGUUACCGAAGUUGGACAGAAUACUGAGGGAAAUACAGGAACUCGGUCCUGAUCCACAAGAAUACAUGAACAUCGGCCAAGGUUUAUCUGAAUUACCCACUCAGCUGAUAGAUGUUCAACAGAAACACAAGGAGACUCUGCGAACACGAACUGAAAAACUGAGAGUGAACACGAUCCUGAUGACGGAGAAGGUGAAGGUUUUCCAGCUGGCUGAUCGAUACGCUGAGCUCACGGUCAUUUCUACUGUUCGAGAUCGGACACUGGUGGAACAUGAGCUGCUGGCAAGAGGCAGAGACCAUGAGGAUUAUAGAGAGAAACAACUCCGCAGACAGCUGGAAAAAAUCCGGACUGAUCAGUUAUUCCAGAGCAGCUUUUCCCGGAGUAAAUCCAAAUCUGGGAGUUCAGCAGCAGUGGCCGGAGUCCCGGGGAUCGGGAAAACAACGAUGGUACAAAAGAUUGUUUAUGACUGGGCCAUGGGGAAAAUAUACCAACAGUUCCAGUUUGUCUUCAGUUUCAAAUUCCGAGAUUUAAACAGUAUUGACUGUCGAAUAAACCUGAAGGAACUGAUUCUGGAUCAGUAUCCUUACUUUGGGAAUAUCCUGAGAGAAGUCUGGAAGAACCCAAAGGGAUUGCUGUUUAUAUUCGAUGGUUUAGAUGAAUUCAAACACAAAAUCGAUUUUGCGGACAGUCGGAGAGAUACAGAACAAAAGCACCAGUGCCCAGAUCCCGAGUGGUGGUGUGAAGUGUCUGACAUUGUGUACAGUUUAAUCCAGGGCAAGCUGCUCCCAGGGUGUUCAGUGCUGGUGACCACCCGCCCCACUGCGUUACAUUUAUUGGAAAAGGCGAAUAUCAGUGUCUGGGCUGAAAUCCUGGGAUUUGUUGAUGAGGAACGGAAGGAAUAUUUCAUCAGACAUUUUGAAGAUCAGACGGUGGCGGAAGCUGUUUUCAAUUAUGUGAAGGAGAACGAGAUCCUGUACACCAUGACCUACAACCCCUCCUACUGCUGGAUCCUCGCUCUGGCACUGGGCCCCUUCUUCACACAAAGAGUCAGGGACCCACAGCGAGUUCCCAAGACCAUCACCCAACUGUACUCCUACUAUAUUUACAACAUCCUGAAAAACCACGGCCGUGAGAUUGAGAGACCCCGUGAUGUGUUACUCAGGGUUGGUCAGAUGGCCUUCAGAGGAGUGUCCGAGAAGAAGAUUGUGUUUACAGAUGGAGAUUUGGUCAACUACAGUCUGCAGCCUUCCCAGUUCCUGUCCGGGUUCCUGAUGGAGCUUUUGGAGAGAGAGGAUUCUGCCUGGAGCGUGGUGUACACAUUCCCACACCUCACCAUCCAAGAGUUUGUAGCUGCAGUCGCACAAUUCCUGAAUCCACAUCCCGGGGAUAUCCUGAAAUUCCUCACUGAAGCCCACAACACGACAGAUGGGCGAUUUGAGGUAUUUCUCCGUUUUGUUGCUGGUCUCUCCUCUCCAAUGACAGCUCGGGGCCUGGUGGAGUUUCUGGGUCCAUUUCCUCAUGAAACAACCUGCCGGGUGAUUGACUGGGUGAAGGAGGAGGUUAAACGUCAGAUUGGAAACACAGGGAGUGAAGCUGGUAAAAGGAGCCUCCUGAACACAUUGCACUACCUGUUUGAGUCUCAGAAUCGUGGACUGGCUCAGGAAACACUGGGAUCUGUGGAAACACUUUCAUUCCGUGGAAUGACACUGACCCCGAUUGACUGCGCGGUCCUGUCUCAUGUCAUCGGACUCUGUGAUACAAUAAAACACCUCAACCUGGAGGGCUGCCACAUUCAGUGUGAGGGAAUCCAGCGGCUGGGACCCGGGCUGCACAAGUGCCAGGAGUUGAGGUAACUUGAUUUAUCUCUCACUCGGAACUGUGAAACUGUUCUAUUGUGUCAUUUCAAUGUAAAGAGAUUUGGGUUAAACUGUGAUAAAUCAGAUUGUGAAGAAUUGUGACAAAUGCCCAGGGGAUCGGUCAGCAAUUCCCCAAGGACAGGAGGGUUCUGUGGUUCCUUGUGAAGGGAUGUUGGAGACUUCAUCAGAUCAGUGAACAACGACCAUUGGUUUAAUGGUAGUAAAUCACAGGAAUGGCCGUGUUUCCUGCUGCCUGUGACACGUCCAUUGACAAUGUUCCUUCUCACUGUUACUGACACCCAGAUCGACACUGACUGCAGCAGAUGGGUCA
This is a messenger RNA of Hypanus sabinus (Atlantic stingray), 3905 nucleotides long. Its product is annotated as NACHT, LRR and PYD domains-containing protein 3-like. Bases 1073 to 3571 code for a protein of 832 amino acids. The transcript is spliced from 6 exons. Gene Ontology annotation, cellular component: cytoplasm. NCBI's taxonomy places the organism in Eukaryota, Metazoa, Chordata, Chondrichthyes, Myliobatiformes, Dasyatidae. The record is from RefSeq and is a predicted model, not a curated record.